Messenger RNA from Papaver somniferum (opium poppy), 702 nucleotides. RefSeq lists its product as uncharacterized. Lineage: Eukaryota; Viridiplantae; Streptophyta; Magnoliopsida; Ranunculales; Papaveraceae. The transcript has a single exon. Bases 1 to 702 code for a protein of 233 amino acids. The record is from RefSeq and is a predicted model, not a curated record.
AUGAUUUGUGGAAUCAAGCCUGGGAUUGUUCUUGAUGAAACAAACUAUGAUUUGUGGUCACAAAUCAUGGAGAUGCAUAUUGCUGAAAAAGAAAAAACCUCCUUUUUUAUGGGAAGGACAAGAAAACCUACCGAGGAAGAUCCAAGAUAUGAGAAGUGGCACACAGAUAAUCAAAAAGUCAAGAGAUGGUUAUUGAUGUCUAUGUUACCUGAAAUCAUGAAGAGAUAUAUUCGGUUACCUACUGCUAGAGAGAUUUGGGAUGCAUUAUCUAAAGCCUUUUAUAAUGGAGAUGAUGAGAUGCAGGUAUUUAUUCUAAAUCGACGAGCGUUUUUGGCAAAACAAAAUGGCAGAGCACUCUCAAUUUAUUAUGGAGAACUAACUGAAAUAUUUGGAGAUUUGGAUCAUCGUGACAAGGUAGUUGUGGAGAAUUCUAAUGAUAUUGAAGCCUAUCAAAAAUCAAUUCAGCGCCUAAGGGUGCAUAUAUUCCUUGCUGGAUUAGAUGAAAGUUUUGAACAGAUCCGUGGUGAAAUCUUGAGAAAGGAUCCUAUUCCUGAAUUGGAAUCAUGUUAUGCACUCGUUCGUCGUGAAUCUGUUCGACGUACAACGAUGACAAAAGAAUCGGAAGAAGUUGAACCUGCUGCUAUGGCAACUCGAAAUCGGUACAAUCAAAAAGGGUCUUUUCAGAGAUACUCAAAGACUUAG